Molecule: messenger RNA, 1726 nt
Organism: Limulus polyphemus (Atlantic horseshoe crab)
Lineage: Eukaryota; Metazoa; Arthropoda; Merostomata; Xiphosura; Limulidae
Gene: ringer
Product: TPPP family protein CG45057-like
Exons: 7
Coding region: 606-1139 (177 amino acids)
Biological process (GO): microtubule bundle formation; microtubule polymerization; positive regulation of protein polymerization
Cellular component (GO): microtubule
Molecular function (GO): tubulin binding
Source: RefSeq, a predicted model, not a curated record
UGAUUCCAAUACAGACGUUGACAAAUGUCUUCAGUUGAUAAUUAUAGAAAGAAAAUACGGGUUUAACUUCAAAGCUAAGUAAAUAAUGGCCAUUAAAGGUAUUUUCAUACUCUUACCAACGGGAAGACGAAAACUUAUGUUGAACUUUCAAGAUAAUCGAAUAUAUGUACCGAAAGGUCUUUCUGUCACCACAUCAGAAGAUGUUUUUCACUUCAGAUACAUAGAAGUUCUGUGUGUUACAUGCUUUAGGAAUUGAAUAGAAUAUUUCAUAGGUUUUCUCGUGGAACUUAGUGAAUGCCUGCUCCUUAAUUAUAUAUUGAGUCUGACUUUGUCCAUAGCUGGAACUAUGAGAAGAUCUAUGCACUUUAUCUUGCUGUUUGCUACAAUGAUGAUAAGGUAUUGGCCACUUUAAAGAUUCUUGGUUGUGUGGGGAUAAGUCUUCAUAUGAUAAUUGAUGUCCUACACACUAGAGGUACUCCACAUAUAUACUAGAGUGGAACAGGUAAAGAAGAAACUGAAAGAACAUUUCUCUUAAGUGAAAACAUAGUGUUAUUUGGAUGAUGAUGAUGCAUUGAAGCUUAACCAGCAUUUAUUGUUAAUAGUAGAUGGCAGCAAGUGGCUCAGAGUCUCCAAAGUCGGGAGAAGAGGGUGCAUCAUUUGAAGAGAUGUUCAAGGCGUUCGCUAAGUUUGGAGAUACCAAGAACACGGGAGACUCAAUCACUCUUUUCAAUAGUGACAAGUGGUUUAAACAAUCAAAAGUGAUCGAUGGCAAGAAAAUUACCACAACUGACACUGGCAUCUACUUCAAGCAAAUCUCUAAGGUGAAGAAAGCUUUGAACCUAAACGAAUACAACCAAUUCCUGGAAAAUAUUGCCAAAAACAAGAAAAUGGAUGUGACUGAAAUCAAGCAGAAACUAUCCAGCUGUGGACCACCUGGAACAUCAUCUAAAACCACUCCUAAAGGUUCUGGAAGUGUGGUAAGCCGCCUUACAGACCACACCAAGUAUACUGGCAGUCAUAAGUCAAGAUUUGAUGACACUGGAAAGGGGAAAGGCAAGGGGGGAAGAGAGGAUUUAGUGGAUGGCUCUGGUUAUGUACAAGGUUACAAACAUGAAGGAUCAUAUGAUAAGUCCCAUUAAUUGUUAUUUUACAUGCUUCAAGUUCAUUAUUGUGACACAGAAAGGACAAAGUCUCAGAAAACAGGCAUCAUGAUGAAGUCUUGAAUGAGAGAAAAAUCCAACAAGCAUGAACCACUCAUUAAUAUAUAAUAUAUUACUUAUUAUUGUCUUUCUAUAGAUCUAUUGUAUAGAUUUUAAUUCAAGAUGUAUUAAUGCCAGUUUGAAGGACUAGUGCUAAAAUCUAAGUUAUAACAAACUAGUCCCACAUUUCCUGACUGCAGUUCAAUGACUUGUUUUAUAUGCAUAUACAUAUAUAUAGUAAACAUAUACAGUGCAGUAAUAUAAAAAAAAGAAUAGAAAGAAAUACUUUAAGUUUUGAAAUGAUAUUGAAAUGAAACUAUUACUGUAUAAAAGAUAAAAUUACAGAAUUUUGAGAACACCCGAGUUGGAAUUGCUUUUUUUUGGGGGGGGGGGCACCAAAUUAUGUUUUGCCUCAGGAAACAGACACCCUCACUAGGCCACUGCUUAUACAUUUUAAUGUUUGUAUCACUGGAACUAAACUAUGAUAGUUUAUUAUAUUAGAAUUAGUAUAUAUAUAUAUAUAUAUA